CGAAGAGGAAGAGGAGGAGGAGGAAGUCGAAGUAGAAAACAAGCCUCGGCUUCACGGUGAACUUUGAGUUAACGUCCUGCAGUCUCAGGAGAUUUCAGAUCUUUUAUUUUAUAUAUUUAAUAUUCUGCAUUAUUAUACACGCGCACCAGCCGCAGGGUGUGACGUCACGGCGCAGUCACGCUCCUAAAAAUCUGCUGACAGCGCGAGAAGGAGACAGACGGGCUGUUGAAGAGUGAUGAACGUCUGAAGCUGCGAUGGAGGACGACUGUCAGCCUCUGCUGAACUCUGAACUCACCACAGAAGAUGUCUCUCACAGAGGAUCCACCGACUCCCUGGACUUCAAGAACAAACGGCCGUUCCAUGUGGAGCCCAGAAACAUCGUAGAUGAUGAUCCUCAGGAGAGAGUUACCGCUGAAGCUGCCAUCCUCAACAGCCGAGUUCAUUACUACGGCCGCCUGACCGGCUCGUCUGAUAGGCUGCUGAGUCCUCCGAAUCAUGUGAUCCCCGGUCCAGAAGAGCUCUACAUCUACAGCCCGCUGGGGACGGCGUUUAAAGUGACCAGCAGUGACAGCACUUCCAAAAACCCCAGCAUCAUUACCAUAUUUGCGAUCUGGAACACGAUGAUGGGCACAUCCAUCCUCAGCAUACCCUGGGGAAUCAAACAGGCUGGUUUCACUCUGGGCAUCCUCAUUCUCAUCACCAUCGGCCUUCUGAUGCUCUACUGCUGCUACAUUGUGCUCAGAUCACCAAAGGCCAUACCCUAUGUGGACACGUCAGAGUGGGAGUUCCCGGAUGUCUGCAAGUAUUAUUUUGGAAAGUUCGGUCAGUGGUCCAGUCUGGUUUUCUCCAUGGUGUCUCUGAUUGGAGCCAUGGUGGUUUACUGGGUCCUAAUGUCCAACUUCCUUUACAACACAGGACAGUUCAUCUACAAUUCAGCGCACCAUGUAAACGUGUCUGACUCAGAGUUUGGGACAAAUGGCUCAGAUCGAGUGAUCUGUCCGUACCCGAACACGGACCCUGGGGGGAACCUGACGCUGAGCGCUGUGGUUCUGGGGGGAGGAAAUGAAACAGCCGGAGACUCGUUUGAGCGUUGGUGGAGUAAAACCAAUACCAUCCCUCUCUACCUGAUUGUCCUGCUGCUGCCGCUGCUCUGCUUCCGCUCCGCCGCAUUCUUCGCCAGGUUUACCUUCCUAGGUACCAUAUCUGUGAUCUACCUGAUCUCUCUGGUCACCAUCAAAGCAUUCCGUCUAGGGUUCCACCUGGAGUUCCACUGGUUCCACUCUACACAGUUCUUUGUUCCAGAGUUCAGGCUGAUCUUCCCUCAGCUGACUGGAGUUCUUACUUUGGCUUUUUUCAUCCACAACUGCAUCAUCACCCUCAUGAAGAGCAACCGGAACCAGGAGAACAACGUGCGGGACCUGUCUGUGGCGUACCUGUUGGUGGGAGUGACGUACCUGUACGUGGGGGUUUUAAUCUUUGCUGCGUUCCCCUCCCCUCCUCUCUCCAAAGACUGCAUCGAACCAAACUUUCUGGAUAACUUCUCUAGCAGCGAUGUGAUGGUGUUUGUGGCCCGGGGUUUCCUGCUGUUCCAGAUGAUCACUGUUUACCCCCUGCUGGGCUACCUGGUGCGGGUCCAGGUGAUGGGUCAGAUCUUUGGAAACCAUUACCCAAGUUUCUUUCAUGUUCUGUCUCUGAACAUUUUAAUCGUGGCCUCUGGAGUCCUGAUGGCAAAGUUUUAUCCAAACAUCGGAUCCAUCAUCAGGUUCUCUGGAGCGACCUGUGGUCUGGCUCUGGUUUUUGUGUUUCCAGCUUUGGUCCAUAUGAUCUCUCUUAAGAGACAAGGGGCGCUGCGCUGGCCGUCAGCUAUGUUCCACAGCUUCCUGAUUGUUCUCGGUGUGGCUAACCUGCUGGCUCAGUUCUUCAUGUAGACACACGGACAGUUUUUAUUGGGAGAAGGAACACGGCGUUAAACUUUACAGCCAGGUUUAAUGUCCCAAGGAACAGCAGAGUCAAACUUGUAAGUAUCACACCUCCUGUUGCUGAAGGGAUCAAACACAGUGUGUUUCAGGGAAUAACAGGAGGGUGAUUAUAUACUAUAAUUUAUACAUAUUCUUAUUUUAUGAAACAGUUAGAGGUGUUUCUAUGAUAUAAAGCUGCUCUCUAAAGCUGAUGAAAUGUCAGCAGGAAGUUUAAGAGGAGACUCUGUGAAACAUUAACUGAGUGAACUUUGAAGCUGUUUAAAUCAUCUUUUUUUAUUUUAAGUGUGAAUCACGAGUUUAAAGCUUUAACUCCACUUCCAGCUCUUUCUUCUUCACCUUCUCUUUUUCUUUGUGCACAGUUUCUUUCUGCUGCCCCCUACUGGACAAAAUAGGUUCAGUAGUUUGGUUGCAGCUGAUUUUAUGCUUACAUAGAGGGAAUCCUGUGACUUGUGUUGUUAAUAUGUAAUCUGUUUGUAUGAGGCGUGUUCACAUAAUGCCUCUGUGUUUUACUAACCAUAGGACGGACAAAGGGAAUAUAUUCAGAGUGUAAAUAAACUAAUAGUCCAACUUUCAUGUUUUUAAUAAAAACACUUUUAAUCAAA
Messenger RNA from Notolabrus celidotus (New Zealand spotty), 2581 nucleotides. RefSeq names its product solute carrier family 38 member 9 (gene slc38a9). Gene Ontology annotation, biological process: amino acid transmembrane transport. Gene Ontology annotation, molecular function: amino acid transmembrane transporter activity. The transcript has 15 exons. NCBI's taxonomy places the organism in Eukaryota, Metazoa, Chordata, Actinopteri, Labriformes, Labridae. The record is from RefSeq and is a predicted model, not a curated record. Bases 255 to 1928 code for a protein of 557 amino acids.